This is a messenger RNA of Schistosoma margrebowiei, 1336 nucleotides long. NCBI's taxonomy places the organism in Eukaryota, Metazoa, Platyhelminthes, Trematoda, Strigeidida, Schistosomatidae. The record is from the annotation of a GenBank genome assembly.
GCGGCAUUGUGGCAGACGGGUUUAUUUCUUUCUGGUCGUGGUUGGAAUACGAUGUGACAACUGCAACAAAUGAUGCCAUAACGAAUACAGUGAACUCACUAUAUCCGCUUAUGGGAAUUACAAAUAUGGAAAUUUGCUAACGUCAGAAGUAAAUGGUAGUUUCUCACUCUAAAGGAUCGAUAGACUAAGCUGCAGAGGUGGCGUUAUUCAGUGCUUAAAGAGCACUGUAACCAUACGAGAUAUCAAGACAGUAGCACAUAAAUCCCGAACAUUUGAGUUGGUGCAGUGCCGGCUCGGAUGUAAAGGGAAUAUGGCUGGAAGUAGGUGGCCGGCUGCAGUGGCUCCUACUAACAGAGUCGGCAAUGCUUCUCGAGCAAAACAAGUUAUUUUCGAACCUACAUUUGCCAAAAUGGAAAAAGAGAAUUACUCUUUAACUCAGCGACUAAAGGAAGCUUUCUAUAAGGUUGAGAAGCGGUAUCCUGGUUUCAGUAAAGAUUUCAUGAUUGGCUUGCUUCAGCGGAUGGGAGUCGAUAGUGAAAUCGACGUGACUGAAACGUGUUUACGGAUUGCUGCUCUUCAAGAGUGUGAUAAUCCAAGGACGUCAAGAAAUCCUAGAGUUUUGGAGUUGGAACUUACGGCUAAGACCUUAAAAACUAUUCUUAGUAGCAUACCUGAUGAAAUUAUCGACCGCAGAGCAUUUAUAGAAGUCAUCAAAGGAAUAGCAGAUGCAAUAAAGAUGUUGUUAGCUGCUGUGGGUGCGUUUUAUGAUACGUUACCACCAGGAACACAAAAGAAAUGUCUUGAAGAUCAAAAACGAAAAUUUAUCACCUACUGUCGUAAAUUCAGUGACACUUUAAAGCAGUACUUUAGGAACAACGAUCAAACUGUGGUUUUCAGCAGCGCAAACCUUCUGGUUAGCCAAACCAACCUAAUUUUGUUUGUGGUUCAUGAUGUAGAUUGAAGAAAAGGGAAAAAUGCCACCAUUGUUAAUAUUUUGUGCUUACUUCGGAUUAUAUUUCCUUAUGAAUGUGAUUUAUGAAUAGUUUUUACUUUUGCGUAAACAUCUAUAGUAAACUGGUUACUUUUUUUAAACAUUAAAAUUGCUAUUUCGCGUUACUUUAUUCCAAAUAUUUGACUAAGUGACAAAUUAUUUUGCAUCAUUACUUAUACUUUCUUUAUUUCCAGCUCCUUGUGAAUUGAGAAUAGAAGCUUUUUACGAAAUAGGAUAUAAAAUUAUUUGUGCUUCAAGUUUGACUUUUACGCCGCAUAGUGUGACCUUUUUGACAAACCAUAUAAACUUGUACAAUUUAUUUAGCUACUUGUGAUAGAUGAUCUU